AUGUCAAUGCGUGCUCUUAUCACUUCGAACGAUCACAAAGCCGUGCUCAAGGAUGUUACUCGUCCAGCACCCAAAGCUGGCACGAGCGAGGUCUUGGUCAAGGUCAAGAGUUUGGCACAGAACCCGACCGACUGGAAGGGUCUUAACAUGAGCCCAGAGGGCCGUAUCAUUGGAUGUGACUUUUCAGGUACCGUGGAGGAGAUUGCUGAAGGUGCAACGGGUGCUGCUGCCAAGUUGGAGAAGGGACAGCGUGUUGCUGGGUUUGUUCACGGCCUGCGCGAUGAACCAUUGCGAGGUGCCUUUGCCGAGUACGUCUUGACGGAAGCGGAGCAGCUGUACCAUGUGCCAAAGAACACCUCAGACGAGGAAGCUGCUGCAACGUCCUUGGCCUUUGCUACUGCGGUGCAAGCCAUCAACCAACGACUCGGCGUCCCAGAUUACACCCAGCCCGCCAAGACCCCUCAGCCAAUUCUAAUUUAUGGCGGCUCGUCUAGCGUGGGCAAGUACGCCAUUCAGCUCGCCAAAGCAGGUGGAUACACUGUGCUAGCAACUGCCUCCAAGAAGAACCACGGCUUGCUCAAGGAAUUGGGCGCAGACGAGGUUUUCGAUUAUGCAGAUGCCUCGUGGCCUGAGAAGGCUGCAGAAGCCGCCAAAGGACAGUUGAAGCUUGCACUUGACUGCAUCUCAGAGGGAGAGACGACACUCAAUGUUGCCAAGGCUCUCUCCUCUGAGGGCGGUAAAAUUACGACGCUCUUGCCACCGCAGAAGAAGGACGAAAUUGCAAAGCUCAACAGCAAGAUCACUGCCGACAUGACUCUCAUUUACACGGUCUUCGGACGAUCCUUCAGUUAUGGGCCUUUCGAAUUCCAUGCAAGCGAGGAAGACAAGGCGUUCUGGGUCAAGACACUCGAGGCCCUUCCAGAGAUGCUCGAGAAGGGUGUCAUCAAGCCAAACAAGGUCACAUUGCUCGACGGUGGUCUUGAUGGUAUUCUGGCCGGAUUCAAACGACAGCAGGAGGGCGGCGUCUCCGCCGAGAAGCUUUGCUACAGGUUGGCCUGA
Messenger RNA from Protomyces lactucae-debilis, 1059 nucleotides. RefSeq names its product chaperonin 10-like protein. The record is from RefSeq and is a predicted model, not a curated record. Lineage: Eukaryota; Fungi; Ascomycota; Taphrinomycetes; Taphrinales; Protomycetaceae. The transcript has a single exon. Gene Ontology annotation, molecular function: oxidoreductase activity, acting on NAD(P)H. Bases 1 to 1059 code for a protein of 352 amino acids.